UUGAUAACUAUUGAAUACAGAAAAAUAUGCCCACUCAGGACUCCGUCAAUGAGGACAAUUUUUUUGACCAGACUUCCUGUUGCAUCUAACGAUAUUGUUGCUCCACCUUUUUCGAUCCGACAAUAAUCUUUAUAGGCGUGCAUUCCAGCUGGUGUAAAGUAAAAUGUAAAGAAAGGGUUCAUACCCGUCCAAGUGAUUAUGCCUGCGAACUCUGAAGUUAUCGACAAGUUUGAAAUGGUCCGGACGACAUCAUUUCCAUCAUCUGGUCGUAUAUCAAGAUCUCUAUUAAUUUUUUCUUUCUUUGCAUUCCGUAGAACAGGGCUUUUGGGUAUAAAGGGAGGCACUGGGUCACCAUGAUCCAUGUACAAUCGAGCUUGUUCUCGUUGCCAGAUUUUACACCCUUUUGCUUCCAAUGCCUGUUGUACCUCCAGUCGACGCUCUCCAUUCAAAUUUGUCGUAACUUGUUCAUGAAACGCGUUUCGUACCUCGCGCGUUUCCACUUUUAGACGUAGGCCUUUCUCACUCACUUGUUUCUCGCCAGAAGCGGUGAUUUUAUUUCCACAGAUUUUACUUAUACACCGGCCAAGAAUCUUUAUUUUAAACGUGGUUCCGUUAUUGAUCAGGGUUACUUCAGCCCGUUUAAGUGAAAGCGCACAGGGUAACUUGUGCUGUUGCCACAGCGCUAAUCUAAACAUGUUGCCCCACACUUUUUUCUUUAGGUAGAACCUUUGUUUUUUUCCACGUCGCUCAGUCGGUUUAAAGGCAUCCCACUCGUUUUCUGUUAAUACUAAUUCGAGUUCAAUUAAUUCGUCCGAACUAGUACUGGGAUUAUUUAAAUCAACGGGCGACCAUGAGUCCUCAUCAUUCUUCUCGGUAUCUUCAUCUGAAUGCGAAGAGUAGGAUUCUAUACAGUCAUUGUUUUCUUUAAUUACGCAGAUAUUCAAUGCAAAUCGAGCUUUGCUGAGGAUUCUACGUCGAUCUUCUCUGACAUUUAUAUAUACAUUGAGAGACGACCAUGCUCCAUUGGUUUGCUGACUCAUUUUUUUCCAUACUUCUGAUGAAUAUUUUGGAAGCUUCUCAGUUGUAAAAUGUAUCGCAAAAGCUUUCACCAAGUUGAUUGCAUCUUCUUCGGAAACUCUCGCUUUACCAGGCAUUUUGCAAAUAAUCCAGUGGCACAAUCUAAAGUAAUAACAAUGAUAUAAUACUACAUUUAAUCGAGUAACACCUUAUGUGAAAAGAUUCUAAAAGUUAAUGGAGUUUGACUGAGGGGUUUGAUGUUAUUUUCUAUCUUUACUACUUGGCAUGAUAAAAAAAAUUGCAGAAUAUAUUCAAUAUUAAUUUCAAGCGUUGUCAUCAUUUAAAAAAUGCACACAAGAUACUUUGAAGAAAGCUGAAUCAUCUCAAGAACGUUACGUACAACUCGUGAAAGGUUACAUACAAAUAUUGUAAUUUAUUACGAUAUUUUCAGUGAACAUUGAGUCAAAAUUUUGUUCAACCCAAAUCUUAGUACUUUCUCAUCUAACAAAAAAUUUUCAACAUAUUGUUUAAUUGAAAUUUUUACGUUUUAAAUUUGAAGCUAGCAUCAUCGUACUCAUAGUGGCUCAGUGGAUAUGACACGGCCUUCAAGAUUAUAAUGUAAUACAUUCUUUGACGACAUUCGAGAGUCCACGAGGAGCUUUUUUGAAUGUGAAAAAAAUUCGACAAUAGUAACCGAUUCCGAUGUUCAUCAGACAAUAACCGAAACAUCUAGAUAAAAAACGAAUGUGUGGAAAAUAGAGGGCGUGCGAGUCACCUAAAUAUUACGAUGUAUCGUUGUGUUUAUUGUUUCGUCCCGGUGGCCUUAUCAUGGGCCCCAAGCCAUCUCUGUCUAAAAAAUUUCAACUUUCUUCACGUGGACGAAUACAGCUUGGUAACCGGUCAUGAAGGUACUAUCAAAAUAACUCCGCAUAACAACAAUGAAGAGGCGGUCUGCGUAAGUGCUGAGCUUCAGGUCGAUAAACAUUGGACCACAGUUGUUACAUAUAUGGAAAUGAACACAGACAUUCUAACUGACCAGGCGGUUGAUGGACCCUUCAACAGAUCUUGUGCAAAAAACAAUCAAAGGAUGGGUGUCAAAGACUGUAUCGAAGUAUGCAGUUUUGAAAAGAGCAACAGUACGAAUUUCAUUGACAGAAAUGGAUCUUAUCUUCUCUGACCCCGAGAAACGCUUACUACACUUAAUAGGGCUUAUCCCAGAAUAUGUAAUGUCAAUGCCGGAAUGAUUGUAUAUGAAUAUUAUAAUAUCGAUGUAAAAUUUACAGUUGGUCACAUUACUUGAAAAUUUUCUAUAAAUAAAAUAAUUUUUGCAUCAGUCACCCCUAAUACUUUUGUAUGUAAAAUAAAUUAUAUAUAGAAUUUA
Molecule: messenger RNA, 2398 nt
Organism: Venturia canescens
Lineage: Eukaryota; Metazoa; Arthropoda; Insecta; Hymenoptera; Ichneumonidae
Exons: 5
Coding region: 1805-2194 (129 amino acids)
Source: RefSeq, a predicted model, not a curated record